Leguminivora glycinivorella is the source of this 3893-nucleotide messenger RNA. It is a transcript of the gene Pld, whose product is annotated as phospholipase D2. Gene Ontology annotation, molecular function: D-type glycerophospholipase activity; phosphatidylinositol binding. The record is from RefSeq and is a predicted model, not a curated record. NCBI's taxonomy places the organism in Eukaryota, Metazoa, Arthropoda, Insecta, Lepidoptera, Tortricidae. The coding region runs from base 222 to 3791 and encodes 1189 amino acids. Gene Ontology annotation, biological process: intracellular signal transduction; phosphatidic acid biosynthetic process; cell motility. The transcript is spliced from 23 exons.
GAACAGAGUUUUUUUUAUUGAAAUCGCCUUGAACUAACUAAUGAGUAAUGGUUCCCAUGAUUCGAUAAUUUCUUGUUUUUUAUUCUUUUUAACUUAAAACAGUUGUAAUCUCAAUUUAUCUCACUGAAACACUAGUUCAACAUGGCCAAAUAACCUUUGAGAUUGGAAUACUAUUCUAUCGAGUUAUUAAUGAGGAACUAUACAGCUACACAAACUACGGCAUGGAGACGCCAACGCCCUCGUCGGCGCAGGACUGCCUGCAGAUGUUCGCCAAGUUCGAGUCCAGCCCCGGCCCGGACUCGGACUUCGACCUGAGCCUGGCGGUCCCGGAGUCGCUGUCCAUCAUCGAGGCCGACAAGAUCGGGAAGGAGGAGACUGAUGCUGUUGCCACACAAACCAAUUCCGUGCCAUACAAAACCGUCCACGACCCACCGGUCAAGUUCAACUCGGUGCACAGGAAAGUGUUCAUUCCCGGCGUGGAAAUAAAGGUCAGAAUAGAGGAGAACGAGCGCAGCGUGACCACUCAUCUACUUAACCCUAAUUUAUACACAAUCAACCUCCAGCACGGCGACUUCUCUUGGACAGUUCGCAAGCGUUACAAGCACAUUCUGUACCUGCACCAACAGCUGACGCUGUACCGCGCGUCGCUCGACAUCCCCUUCCCCACGAAAACGCACAAAUCGCGUCGAGCCAGCUUCAAGAAUACGCUUCACGAUGAGGAGAAAGCUGAGAAGGUUGCACUAGAGGCCUUGCCACGAAGCCAGUCGAAGAAAAUGGCGCGUCCGCGAAAAAGGAAAGGCGCACUACCCAGAUUUCCAAAGAAACCAGAGGUGAUGGUCACAUACGAGGGAAUCCAGCUUAGAAUGAAGCAGCUAGAAGAAUAUUUGUACAAUCUACUCAAUAUUUCUAUUUAUAGGAACCAUCAUGAGACGGUAAAAUUCCUCGAGGUAUCGAAUCUGUCGUUCAUAUCAGAGUUCGGGUGUAAGGGCAAAGAGGGCAUGGUGCUAAAGCGUACCGGGUCUACUCAACCCGGGCAGGCUGGUUGCAACUGCUUCGGACUGCUAGGGACAGCUGUAUGUGUCAGGUGUAACUACUUCUGCACCGGUCUGGUGUGCGCGAAGUGGCAGGAGCGAUGGCUGUUUGUCAAGGACACAUUUUUCGGUUACCUGCGACCCAGCGACGGGUCCGUCAAGGCUGUUAUGCUUUUCGACCAGGGCUUCGAAGUGUCAAGCGGCAUGUACUCAACUGGCCUGAACCACGGUCUGCAGAUCCUGAACCAGAGCCGUCAGAUGGUCAUCAAGUGCUGGACGAAACGGAAGAGCAAGGAGUGGAUGCAGUACCUCAAGGCGGUGGCCAAUCAGACCGCUCGUGAGUUCACCCACCCCAACGUGCACCACUCGUUCGCGCCGCCGCGCGCCGCCACGCCCGCCGCCACGUUCGUGGACGGCUCGCCCUACCUCGCCGCCGUCGCCGAGGCCAUGGAGCUCGCUAAAGAGGAAAUAUUCAUCGCUGACUGGUGGCUCAGCCCGGAGAUCUAUAUGAAGAGGCCGGCGUUAAAUGGAAACUAUUGGAGGCUGGAUACGAUCUUGAAGAGGAAAGCGGCCCAAGGAGUAAAGAUCUUCAUAAUGCUGUACAAGGAAGUUGGGAUGGCGCUUGGCAUCAACAGCUUUUACAGCAAAAGCAGACUGGCCAGCGAAAAUAUUAAGGUUUUCCGUCACCCAGACCACGCGCGGGGGGGUAUCCUGUUCUGGGCGCAUCACGAAAAGAUCGUCGUGGUCGACCAAUGCGUCGCCUUUCUUGGCGGCAUCGAUAUGUGCUACGGCCGCUGGGACGACUACAAACACAGGCUGACUGACCUAGGCAACAUCACGCACACCGCCAACUCUAUAAAAACCAAGAAGAAAACGUCCAGUUCCCCAGGUGGGGGCAUGUUCCACACACAAAACGGAGGGGACGUCACUCUUGAGCUCGCCAGACACUCUAGAGAUAUCAUUAUUGGGGCUAAUGAUACCAUCCAAAUCGAAAGCACAGAAUCUGAAGAACAAAAAACCGUCGAACCCAAUACCCCAGACCCUGACCUUCCUCAACUGCAACCAGGCGACCACUUGCUUAUAACACAAUCCACAAGGACAGACAAAGAUGAUAGCCCUGUGGAAAGGAGGAAUGUUCUCAACAAGAUAACAGAGAGGUCUAAAGGCAUAUUGAGUAUAGUGUACCCCCCGUACGAGGAGGAACGGAGUGAGAGGGAAUUCGAUGACUCGGAGCGAAAGAAGGCGGAGAAAUAUGCGCAGUCUAAUGAUCAGGUGUUGCUCACUGAUGCGUUGACUACUAAGGGAAUGGUGACCAGAAGUAAGAGCAUUAUCAAGCCAACGCCACUUGCUCAAGUGGUCGAAGGCCGAGUGUUCACAGAGAGCACUAAAGACAGGCUGGAGGGCAUCGAAGGCAACUCCAAGCUGUGGAUAGGGAAAGACUACACCAACUUCAUCGUUAAAGACUUUAACAGUCUGGACCUGCCUUUUGUUGACCUUGUGGACCGCAACUCGACGCCCAGAAUGCCGUGGCACGACAUCGGGGUCGUAAUACAAGGCGCGGCCGCGAGAGAUGUAUCAAGGCACUUCAUACAGCGGUGGAAUGCUAUCAAACUUGAAAAAGCCAGACAAAAUGCGAGCUACCCAUAUCUCCUGCCGAAGACUUAUUCGGAUAUCAAACUAUUGCCCGAGUUGGAAAAGUAUCUGAACACUGACAUCCACAAUAUGUCCUGUCAGGUUCUCCGCAGCGUAUCGAGCUGGUCCUGCGGAUUCCUAGACCCUGAUACAGUGGAGCAAAGUAUACACGAAGCAUACGUGGACACCAUCACACGCGCACAGCACUAUAUCUAUAUCGAGAACCAGUUCUUUAUCACGCUGUCGCGAACGAGCCAGGCUGUGAGGAACCAGAUAGGAGAAGCCCUGUUCAACCGCAUAAUGCGCGCGCACCGCGCCAAGGAGACGUUCCGCGUAUUUGUAGUGAUGCCGCUGCUGCCCGGCUUCGAGGGGGAAGUGGGGGGGCCUUCGGGGACCUCCCUGCAUGCAGUCACACACUGGAACUAUCAGAGUAUAUGCAGGAGCCGGGAAGCUAUUCUAACUCGCCUGUACGAAGCGGACGUUUCUGACCCCUCGCAAUACAUCACGUUCCACGGUCUCCGCACACAUUCCACGCUCGAAGGCGAACCAGUUACCGAGCUCAUAUACGUGCAUUCGAAACUACUCAUAGCCGACGACAAGACGAUCAUCUGCGGGAGUGCGAACAUCAACGAUCGGUCCAUGAUUGGGACUAGGGACUCAGAAAUCGCUGUCCUUUUGCAAGAUGAAAGCUUCACCGACGGCACAAUGAAUGGGCAAACCUUCCCCUGCGGACGCGUUGCCGGCGCGCUCAGGAAACGCCUCUUCAGGGAACACCUGGGGCUCAUGGAGGAAGACCUGGAGCGAGUGGAAAUAAACCUGGACGAUCCUUGCUCCGAGCAGUUCUACAGGCUCGUGUGGCAGAGCUUCUCUAAGAGGAACACCGAUGUUUAUGAGGAGGUAUUCCACUGCCUACCAACUGACGCCGUCCACUCCUUCUCCGAACUAAAGAAGUACCAAGAAGAAAACAAGCAGACCCUCUGGCACAGCGACCCGGCGCUCGCGAACAGGAAAAUAGACCUUAUUCAGGGAAAUCUCGUCGAUAUGCCACUAAACUUCCUUUGCAACGAGGUGCUGACGCCAAGAACGACUAGUAUGGAGGGUAUGAUGCCUACUGCAUUGUGGACUUGAGACGAGAUAAGAUUUAGAAUGGGAUUUGGAAAUAGUUAUUUGUUAUACAAGUUGUAUUUUAACGCCGAGUGUGGAAUUGAAAAACGAGCAAGUGAAAGGAUU